AUUAAAGACUAAAAUAUGUGUCGACUGAAAAACAAACUCUCGAACUCUGGAUCAAACAAUUAGAAGUUUGAAACUAAUCCUCUGACCGAAGAACAAAAAUUAGUUAAGUUUGGGAAGGAACGGCACAGCGAGGAAUCAGAUCUCCGCCUUGCCGCCAUCGUCAACGCCACUUUCCACACCCGACUCUCUCUCUCUCUCUUCCUUUGCCAAAGCCUUUCUCGGGGUUCGUUAAAGCGCUGUUUCUUCUGCAACAAACACGGCCUCGCAUGGUGGGAUCGUCCUUCAAUCUCCUUAUUAUGCAAUCACAGAACGUGUUUAGCUGGUAGAAGAGGAGAAUUCGUCACAAAAUUGAAGAAGUCGGAGAAAUAGAGUUGUAAAAGUGCUUUGAAGUUAUGGGAUCUUUUAAGGGUCAUGUUCUUCCGGGGACGCUGUUUCUUUUCGUUGGUGUUUGGCACGUGUGGAGUGCUCUGCUUCGGUACGUGUCAAAUCCCAACUUAUUUCGCGUUCAUGUGUGGAAUCCAGUGCCUGGCUUUGAUGGAAAACUCAAAUACUUGGAACUUUAUGUUGUUGUCAUUGGGGGUUUCAUUGAUUUGUGCAUUGAGCUUUUGUAUGCAACUCACCUCAAGUUCUUUGUCAAUGGGGUUUUGAACCCUUCACAUCUGAACAAUUUUGAACACUCGGGGAUGCUUCUCAUGUUCUUCAUUUUUGGAGUCAUCUCUCUGCUUUCUGAAAAGUCGAGAUUUGUUCGCCUACCAGACGAAGCGCUUUGUCUGAUUGCUGCUGCGGCAUUCUGCGCCGAGUAUCUGUUGUUUUACUUUCAUUCAACUUCUCAUAAAGGCCUUGAAGGUUACUACCAUAUUCUCCUUGUCAUCUUGAUAGGGCUCUGCAUAUUGUCAACGGUUGCUGGAGCUAUUUUACCUACCAGCUUCCCGGUUGACGUGUGCAGCGGCAUCGCCAUCACCCUUCAAGGCCUUUGGUUUUAUCAGACAGCCUUCACUCUGUAUGGUCCAAUGAUGCCUGAUGGUUGCGAGCUGAAGGACGACAUGAUGGUCAUGUGUCAUUCGAAAGAUAGCGAGGUUCGAGGUGAAUUCCUUGCAAAUUUCCAGCUCUUUUCUAUGGUCCUUGGAGUUCUUGGCGGAGUCGUUGGAGUUUACUACUUUGCAGCGGCGAAGUACAGAUGUUCCGAGCUCAGGAGUUCGAAUGCCAUCAAUGCUCAAGACUAGAUUAUUCCGGGUAUGUCAGCAUCAAAAUUUUCAUUUUUUCUUUUUGGUAGUGUUCUCUAGGCAAUAUCUUGUUUUGUUUAUUACAUAGAACUCCUCGUAGCUUCCGUUAGAAAUUCAUGCCAUACCACAAGUUUCUUAUAAAAUACAACUUGAAGAACGAUUACCCACA
Molecule: messenger RNA, 1392 nt
Organism: Cucurbita maxima (winter squash)
Lineage: Eukaryota; Viridiplantae; Streptophyta; Magnoliopsida; Cucurbitales; Cucurbitaceae
Product: transmembrane protein 45B-like
Exons: 3
Coding region: 393-1223 (276 amino acids)
Source: RefSeq, a predicted model, not a curated record